Molecule: messenger RNA, 1555 nt
Organism: Cuscuta epithymum
Lineage: Eukaryota; Viridiplantae; Streptophyta; Magnoliopsida; Solanales; Convolvulaceae
Source: the annotation of a GenBank genome assembly
AUUCACGCCCACAUACCAGAUCAAUUUGUUGGAAAGUUUUUCGGAAUCUUUAGGGAAGGCCGCAUCUUCGCGGUUAAAAAUUUUAUGGUUGAGGAAAAUUUAAUGUAUUUUAAAACUACCACGAGUGCUUAUAGGCUGCGUUUCUUUAAGAAAAGUGCAGCUUUCGAAAUACAAAUUCCAUUUCCGUUGCGGACAUUUUCUUUGAUAUCUUUCGCUACGCUACAAGCUCAGGAUGUCAUUGAUGAUAAAAUAGGAAUUGAUAUUAUUGGACAAGUUGUCCAUGAUAAAGACCCUAAGACCAUAUUGAAGAAUGACCGUCCAAAGAGGUUGAUCGAGCUUAUCUUGGGAGAUACAGAAGGGAAUGUCAUAGGAUGCACACUUUGGGGCCCGAUGGUGGAAAUGCUAUCAACGUAUAAGUUAACCACUGUUGAGCCUGUUGUUAUGCUAUUGCAGUGUUGCAAAGUCAGAAGAUAUCAAGGUCAAGUUCAAGUCUCAAACAUGUUCAACACAACAAAAAUGAUUCUUAACGGGGCCGAAGAUGAGUUUAGCGUGUUUAAAUCUAGGAUGACCAGGAGGUGCGGUGACGGCCUAAGUUUUACCAUUUCAUCGGACACGUCUAAUGAAGGUGACAUUAGCACCGGCGGGAUUCAGUUGGUAACUAUUGACCAGCUCAAUAAGCUGGAAGAGGAAGGAAGACAUUGGGUUUACGGUGAAAUCGUUGGGAUUGAAAGUCACAAAGACUGGUCCUACGUGUCAUGCAUAGGGUGUAAUCGAAAAGUGUCACCAAACGGAGACAGCUUUCAGUGUUUGUCGUGCAAUACAUCCGACGCUGUUCUAAGGUAUAAGGUUAACGUGAGGGUGGUUGAUGGCACUUCGCAUGCAUCGUUCCUACUAUGGGACAGAGAGGUGUCGUGCUUGAUUGGGAGAUCUGCUUCUUCGCUCAAAGAUCAAGUGUCUAAGCGAAAUUUUGGCCCGCAUUACUUUCCAUCUGAGAUUAAUGCACUCAUGGACAUCAAAGCGCUCUUCCGCGUUCACUACAAGAAGGAAUCCAGGAACUACAAGGGAAGUCAAAGCUUCAGUGUUCUGAGGAUGAACACAGACCCUAGGGUGCUGUCCCUGUAUGUUACUGAAUCAACCGAGGAAGAGGAGGAAGAUGUGUUCACUGAAUUGGAGAAAGAGUUUUCCACCAACGAACAUGUAGGGUCUUCGCAACCUGUUAGUUCAAACAGUCCUUUGUUAGACAAGGACAAGAGAAUUGCAUUGGAAAUUGAUGUGGAGAAAGUGAAGAGAGACCUUCUAGGGGAAUUUUCUGGAACAACACCAAUGAAAAGGAUGAAGGGUAUCAAGAUCGAGGAGCCAAAACAGUGACAAUGUUCUUGGGGUUUGGAUUGUAUCAUUGUGUGUUUUGUGUAUGUGUAUAUGUCAAUGGGUAGCAUGGAGAACUUAUAGUUAGAAGACAAGGCUAGCUAUGCAUGUUAGUGGCAUAAGCUGUUGUCUUUUACACAUUUUGAAUUUUGUUAUUGGUUCCUACACUUCAACCUAAAGUGUGUUCUCC